Prosopis cineraria is the source of this 2237-nucleotide messenger RNA. Its product is annotated as cysteine-rich receptor-like protein kinase 10. Bases 22 to 2073 code for a protein of 683 amino acids. Lineage: Eukaryota; Viridiplantae; Streptophyta; Magnoliopsida; Fabales; Fabaceae. Gene Ontology annotation, biological process: protein phosphorylation. The record is from RefSeq and is a predicted model, not a curated record. The transcript has 7 exons. Gene Ontology annotation, molecular function: protein kinase activity; ATP binding.
GUUAUUCAUCAAACUAAGAAUAUGCCUUACCUCCACUUCACAUUCCAUCUCUUUCUCAGCUUCCUUCCAUAUUCCGCCGCAGCGAUGGCUGAAGCACAUGACGGUGUUUAUUUUCACACUAAAGAGCCUCCCGUUUAUCUCUACCACUUCUGCUCAACCAACAAAAACUUCACUCCCAAUAGUUCCUACCAUUUCAACCUCAACACUGUCCUUUCCUCUUUAUCUUCUCACGCCACCGGCGCCGCUGAAUUCUACAACACCACAGUCAACGGAGGAGACGGAAUCGCCACUGAGGCAAUCUAUGGCCUCUUCCUGUGUCGCGGCGACAUCACACGUCAGAUGUGCAAAAAAUGCCUCGAAUUGGCGAUCCAGAGAAUUGCGUCGCGCUGUUUCUACUCUAAAGAGGCCAUCGUUUGGUAUCACGAGUGCUUAGUUCGGUAUUCGAAUCGUUCCAUCUUCUCCGCCUUGGAGGAAUGGCCGAGGCUUAAGCUCGUGAAUAUCAGUACGAUUCCAAAAUCACCAGAGCAACGCAGCGUCGGGUGGGUGUUGGCAAACACGUUGAACGAGGCUCUGGCAGAGGCGACGGAUGGUGUGGAGGCAGGCGAGAAGAAAUUUGCGACGAGGACGGGAAAAUCGGGGAAUCAAAGGGUGUACGCUCUGGUGCAGUGCUCGCCGGAUCUGAGGAGCGGAGAUUGCCGGAGAUGUCUGAGGGAUAUGAUGGGAGAUAUUUCGUUGUGUUGCCUUGGAAGAGAGAGCGGGAUGGUUCUGUAUCCUAGCUGCAGUCUCAUGUUUGGAUCGCGACUCUUUUACAGAGAAGUUGAAGUCGUGCGCCGUCGUCCUGCUCGUGUUCCACCUGACUCUGUUCCGAUUGAUGGUGGCCAAGGAGACCCAACGCGGGAAGGAGCGAGGACAGUCAGACCACGGAUCAUUAUCAUGGUGGUCAUCCCAGUUGUUCUCACAGUCCUGCUGUUCUAUUUUGUCAUCUAUUCGCUAAGAAGAAAAGCAAGGAAGAGAUAUGCGAUUCUCAAAGAAAACUUUGGAACUGAAUGUACUACUUUGGAGUCACUACAAUUCGAUUUUGCCACAAUUGAAGCAACAACAAAUAGGUUUUCAAUUCGCAACAGGAUAGGCCGAGGAGGAUUUGGGGAAGUUUACAAGGGUACUCUAUCUAAUGGACAAGAGAUAGCUGUGAAGAGACUUUCUGCAAGCUCUGCGCAAGGCAUGAUGGAAUUUAAGAAUGAGAUUUUACUGAUAGCUAAUCUUCAACAUAGAAACCUAGUGAGACUGUUGGGAUUUUGCUUACAAGAGCAUGAGAAGAUACUUGUUUACGAAUUCAUACCCAAUAAGAGCCUUGACUACUUUUUGUUUGAUUCCCAAAAGAAAAAGCUAUUAAAUUGGUCUAAGCGCUUUAAAAUCAUCAAAGGAGUUGGUCGGGCAAUUCUUUAUCUUCAUGAACAUUCACGCCUUAAAAUUAUACAUCGUGAUCUCAAACCUAGCAAUAUAUUAUUGGAUGAAAACAUGAAUCCCAAACUUUCUGAUUUUGGGAUGGCAAGAAUGGUGGCAAUAGAUCAAGAGCAAGAAUGUACAAGAAGAAUAGUAGGGACAUACGGUUAUAUGCCUCCUGAGUAUGUAAAUUUUGGAAAAUAUUCAGAGAAAUCAGAUAUUUUUAGUUUUGGAGUCAUGAUCCUUGAGAUUAUAUGUGGAAGGAAAAAUUCUAGAUCUUAUGAAUUGCCUAACAUGGAUGGCCUUCUGACUUAUGCUUGGAAGCAAUGGAAGUGUGAGACACCAAUGGAAAUAAUGGAUCCGAAUUUGAAAGAAUCUUGCUGUGAAACCGAAGUGAUUAAGUGCAUCCAGAUUGGGUUACUGUGUGUUCAAGAGAAAGCAGAGGACAGGCCUCCAAUGUCAAGAGUUGUUUCUUAUUUAAGCGAUCUUUCAGUAGAAUUACCAUUUCCUCGCGAACCCGCAUUUUUUGAACUUGGUAGGACGGAGCCAGAUUCGGGUCAUCGAUCUGCCAACAAUUCCAUUCCAUCUUCUAUCAAUGAAAUGUCUAUAACUAGAUCCUUUCCUCGUUAGUAUAUGAAGUUUUAAUUUACAGUUUGAAAUUAUUUUCAAAUUUCCUUAUUGUUGCACGGAAUAUAUUUCUUUUUCCCUCUUUGGAACAUGUGUGAUUUCAAUCAUUUUUACCCUUAUUGUUAAGGGCAAACAUGGAAUUGUAUGUCAUAUUUUAAUGAGGUUAA